Messenger RNA from Lecanosticta acicola, 643 nucleotides. The record is from the annotation of a GenBank genome assembly. NCBI's taxonomy places the organism in Eukaryota, Fungi, Ascomycota, Dothideomycetes, Mycosphaerellales, Mycosphaerellaceae.
AUGAUGCGCGACGCAGUCUUGCCGUCUCUGUUGUGCAGUUUCCUCAUCCUGUCUUGCGCCGCGAAGCCGAUCCAGCCCGUCGAGGUGCUCCGAACAAGCUUGGUGAAGCAGGCACAAGAUGUGCAGCAACAUCCCAUCGCCAGACCGGUUCAGCACAUCCCACCUCCGGAGACGAUUCCGCAACCGCCGAAGCCGCAUCAUCGAUUCGACGCAGCAGAAAACUCCGUCGGCCUGCUGUUGACCACGCAUGACGAACAGGUGGUGCAUGUUUGGAUGCCGAUUGGAAAGAAGGUCUUCACCCGUAAGUUCAUCACCCUAGCUUCUUUACUCUCAUCGGUCUUGCGACUGAUGGCGUGUGAAUAUAGGCGAUACCAUCAUCUUGCCCGUGAACCCGAUGACUGCGAGAAUAACUACCAUGAUCAAUACCUCGCCGAGACUUGCGGCUCCCGAACAGCUCGAUCGGAUAUCGUGUGACAUCUGGACACAUGCGAAUCGGACUCGCGGGCGAGGAAAGGGCUUGCCCGAGAAGUGGAAGAUCUCGUUCUCGAAGAACGAUGGCCUGGUGAGGUUCGCAGACGACGCGGCGCCAUGGAAGAGAUGGUGGCUCGGCGGCAAAGAAGUUGAGAGCUAUGCUUGUUCCUAA